Messenger RNA from Epinephelus moara (kelp grouper), 2535 nucleotides. Its product is annotated as myeloid-associated differentiation marker-like protein 2. The record is from RefSeq and is a predicted model, not a curated record. NCBI's taxonomy places the organism in Eukaryota, Metazoa, Chordata, Actinopteri, Perciformes, Serranidae. Bases 843 to 1754 code for a protein of 303 amino acids. The transcript has a single exon. Gene Ontology annotation, cellular component: membrane.
ACAACCGCCCCUUGCAAUCUGCCGAGUGCACACUGGAGGGAGAGGGUGUGUGUGUUUGUGUGAGCGAGAAAGAGUGGGAGACCAAAUCCAAAAGGCAAAAGGAGGUAGAAACAGCUAGACAAAGAGAGCCAACAGUUUGAGUGAUUCUGACGGGCUGUAAGGGCCUACAGUGGAGAGAUUACAAGGACUGAGUCACUGAGUAAUGGAACUUGACUGACAGGACAACAAACUAGUCCACCUGCUCGGCACUUGGGGCUAUUGUUGGAAGAUUGAUCUCUGGAUACGGCUUAUAGAGGACCUUACUUCACUCUGAACUUUCAAUACACUGGACAACUUGGUGACUGAAGAGAGCACGCGGGCGAAACCUAAGAUUUCCGAGGACAUACACUACAGCUUUGAGUAAGACCGGGAUCAAAUUCCUAAUCUCUAGAUCAUUUUAAAACACUAUGAAAGACUGAAACCAGUGUUUUAUGAUUUACAGAAAUUAUGAUCUGUAUGCUUACUUCAUAGACCUCUGCAGCCAAGUAGAGACAUUACUUUAAAACAACAAAAAUCAAAAAGAUAUCUCAUUCAAGGCCCAUCCUUUACGACUACAAGCUACUGUACAGACGUCUACAUAACAGCGUAUAAAUGUGACUGGAUCUAAGGCCCACCACGGUAAUUACAAAGCAAGCUCAGGGAAGAAUUACAGACAUUUGUAAUUAAGGACCAUCUAUAAAAGGCAACCAAAGGAAAGGGUGAGGUCUGUGACAAAAAAAAAGUGGGCCUCAAGGACACCAAGACAGAGAACAGGACAUCAAGAAACCAAGAAAAACAGCUGCUACUGGGAGACAACACAUACCAUGGAUCCUCAUGGCGGACACUACCUCAACAAAAAAGCUGUGCUGUCACCUUUAGGUGCAGCCCGAAUUUGCCAGCUGCUACUCGGUUGCACCAUAAUUGCCCUUGUAUCCCACAGUGCGGGCUACAGCGCAGACUAUGGGACCUUUUGCAUGUUUGUGUGGUGCUUCUGCUUCGCCGUCACACUGGUUGUGUUCACCUUGGACAUCACACGCCUCCACGCAUGCAUGCCCAUUUCCUGGGAUAACUUUACUGUGGCGUUUGCCAUGCUGGCAACGCUCAUGUACAUCACCGCCUCCGUGGUCUACCCUGUUUACUUCCUCCAAACAGAGUGCCCUGAUGAGAGCUGUGAAGUCCAAAUCUACCGCAUUGUUGUCACUGUCUGCUCCAGCGUCUGCUGCUUCCCCUACGGUGCUGAGGUGAUUCUGACUCGAGCCAAGCCAGGAGCUGUGGUGGGUUACAUGGCCACUGUGUCCGGUCUACUCAAGGUGGUCCAGGCUUUUGCGGCCUGCAUCAUUUUCGGGGCCCUGGCCCAUGACAGCGAGUACAACCUCUACAUCGCCACCCAGUACUGUGUAGUGGUGUACAGCCUGUGCUUCUCCAUCACCGUUAUAGUGAUCAUACUGACAGUUUCUGGGAGGACCUCUGCCCUGCGGUUCCCCUUUGAUCGGUUCGUGGUUGUCUACACCUUCUUCGCCCUGAUCCUCUACCUCAGUACUGCACUGAUCUGGCCCAUAUUCAGCUUUGACAGGAAGUACGGCACCACUACUCGUCCUGAGGACUGCCCACGUGGAGAAUGUCCCUGGGACAGUAAGCUGGUGGUGGCGGUGUUCACCAACGUCAACGUGAUCCUGUAUUUUGUUGACCUUGUUUACUCCCAGAGGAUUCGCUUUGUCUCCAGCUCUGCUGCCUGAGAAACUUUCCCCCCUCAAGACUGCUUAGCCUCAGAGACAAAUAAAGAAAGUUUGAGGCCUCAUCCAUCAUACUCUCCACAGUCAGGUCUCUGUGAAGGACUCAUUUCCUUGGAUCCAUAGAUUCAUGGUGUCGUAUUUAUGUGUGACAUUUUUUAUUAUCAGUAUUCAUCUAGAAUUGAGCCUGUAGGCAGCAAAACUGACAGUAUUACCCUAUGCUAUAAACUUAGAGGCCUUUUCCCAGUUCUGCGGUGACCUACCAGGGAGAGACUGCCGGGUGCGCCAAUGAGCUGAUCUCAGCAACUUUGUUCACAGAGGACCCUGGGAAGUAUGUCCAUCUCAGCACCCAACACAUCCCUCUGCACCUGGUUCCUUUGGUGUUUGCACACAGGACAGACCUAUGGGAGUGUGGGAUAAUGUUUAGAACAUCAGAGCAGUGUUAUGUCAGUCAGAUGUAUGUAUUAAAAUGUAUGUAAACAUACAGCUCAUAGAGAUGAAUAGCUAAUGUUAGGUCUACAGUUUGCACUGAACAUAGCUUUUGGUUUCAGUUUAACCAUUUUGUUGCAUUUUUUCCACAUUUUGUCCUCAUAUGUGCCAAAAGUUGAAGUUCAUUAGGCUUUUCUGACAUCCAUUGAAUGUUAAAUGUAUCUGAUACAUUCAUUUUUGAAGGCGAAAUUUUGACAAAAGUAUUAAUUUUUCACUUUACUUGGGAUAAGCACAAUCAUGUAGUGUAAUAACUCUCCUUUUGCUAUAUUUCUGAAAUUCUGAUAUGUUCCAUGUUCAA